AUGUUUCUCGCACUACUGGUUCUCUUGAAAUCCUGCUUAGUGCUAGCCGUCAAUAUUAGUCAUAUUCAGUAUGGAAUAUAUGUUCCACAACCGACAUCCGUGGCUGUUUCAUUCACGAUGCAAUUCUCGAUCGAUUGCAAUGAAUGCCUUUGCGCGGCUACUUCAUCGAAUACGACCUCAUAUGCAGUUGUUAACUGUCAGAAAGAUACACACUGGUGUUCAUUUUACAGUGUUUUGACUUCAAAUUAUAGUGUACAAUGGAAUGUUCAAGGUUCUGUUUAUUUCUUACAAUCAUUUCCUAUGCCAUCAACUAGUAUACCACAAACCAGUCAACCAACAACCAUGUACGUUUCUACUCAAGCGCCUCUGUCGAAUGUAUGGAUUCAAACGAACAACAUGUCUGUCCCAAGAAUUGGCCAUACAAGUACAUAUAUACCAGAAACAGGCAAUGUUCUCAUUGCAGGUGGUGAAAAUCAAUCGUCGUUAGAAUUAUUCAUACCAUCAAAUAGAUCGUUUAUUACAAAAGGUAGUAUGACCACUAUUAGAGCGUAUCACUCAGCUGAUCGUCUCAAUACAAAUCUGGUCUUAAUUGCUGGUGGUACUACUGCUGAUCUAUACGAUCCUAUAAAUGAAGUGAUCAACGUGACGGUAAACAUGAGCAGAUAUCGUAUACGGCAAAAGUCGUCGGUAGUUAAUAUAUCAGGAACUGUGAAAACAAUACUUUCAGGUGGUACUUAUUAUGCAGGAUCACUAGUCUACCUAUCUUCUGUUGAUAUAUUCGAUGUUCCAUCGAAUACGUUCACAAUGAAAAACAUAUCAACUCCUCGAUUCUAUCACACAUCAACAGCACUGCCAAAUGGAAACAUUGUCAUCGCCGGUGGUAGUGAUGCACCUGGUGGUAAUAUUCUCGAUACUUUAGAAAUGUACAAUAGUAGCACAAAUUCGUUUGUCACUCUCACACCACGAAUGUCCUACGCACGAUACUACUUCACAGCAACUUAUAUUCCGUCGAUUCGAUCCAUUCUAUUUGCCGGUGGUUAUAUUUCAGCAAAUUUGAAUUCAUAUGACCUGUUCAAUGUGACAACAAUGCAAUUUGUUCGGAAUGGCACUUUAAAGUAUGCUCGAUCUACUCACACGGCUACUCUUCUACAAGAUGGACGUGUUUUACUUGCUGGCGGUUAUCCACAAAUGAACCAAGUGGAAAUCUUUGAUCCAUCAACAUUUACCACUUCUAUAGCUGCCAACUUAUCCAUCGGUCGUUGUUAUCAUACAGCAACGCUGCUCACACAUUCGAGCCAAGUUCUUGUGUGUGGUGGCCAAAACACAGUCGGUUAUCUUGCAAGCUGUGAACUUUACGCUCCAUAA
Molecule: messenger RNA, 1365 nt
Organism: Adineta ricciae
Lineage: Eukaryota; Metazoa; Rotifera; Eurotatoria; Adinetida; Adinetidae
Source: the annotation of a GenBank genome assembly